Molecule: messenger RNA, 4870 nt
Organism: Equus caballus (horse)
Lineage: Eukaryota; Metazoa; Chordata; Mammalia; Perissodactyla; Equidae
Source: RefSeq, a predicted model, not a curated record
UGUGUAUCCCCAUGUCAAACAGUAGGUGACAACCCUGUCCUUCAAAAGAGUUGGUACUGCUUGACUAUUUUUCAGGGCUUUCCUGGACAGCAACCUCUGUCUCUGGCAUAAAGAAGGGCCUGGUAUCGGGGGAGCCCUGGAACAAGCUGUGUGUUCUGAUCCAUCCUGGGGUAGCUGGGUCCUGUCUGUGCUCGGUGGAGCCUGGGAUUGGUGACAGAGGGGGAGCUGGGGAUUUGAGGCAACAGGGGACCUGUGUGGGCUCUGGGGCCUAGGGAGAUGUUACGGGGGGAGGGGUGUGUCUUCAGCCCCUGGAUUCUGGCGCCGCCCCGAGGGAACCCUGCGGCCAGGGUGCUUGGUGUAUCCGUUUACAGCUGUAUCUGUUUACGGUGCGGGUGGGGAGUGGAGGAGGGGUUUUCCUGAUUGACUUCCCAACCCUGCCUGCCUGAGUUUGGCCAAGAAGGCAUUGUUGAUGCUCAUGAGCUCACAGAGGUGGCUGUGCAGGCCCCGCCCACUUCCUACAGCCCUGGUUCUCCCUGCCCUGUGCCCAGCCCCCAAGUGCCCUCGGAGCUGCUGGCCAGGGGUCAAGGGGCUGUGGGAGCUCAGGGCUAGCACCUCCCACGAGUCCCCAGGAACCAUCAGGACAUGAGGGUCCUAGGCCUCCCUUUUCCUCCUAUUCCUGUUUGCCCUGAAUGCCCCCACCCCAGCUGUGGUGGCCCCCAGGCCCUGCCUGCCUCAAGGAUCCAAUCAGAAAAGAUGCAGCCCAGUGGUACCUGCCACAGAGACCGGAGGCUGGGUGUGUUGGGCCUCUGCUAGGCUUGCACCUGCUGCAGACCAGGCGGGGAAGCAGAGGUGGGGCUGCAGCUGGCCUGGGAGGCCUGGGCUAAGGCCACUUCUCCAAAGGCCCUUGAAAGGUUUCGCUGGUGCCUGGAGGCAGCAGUAACCUCUGCCCCUGCCAAUCUGUGAAGCUCCCAGGAGCCUUGGCACCCCCUGAGUCCCCUGGGAGGCCCUGGGCUAAGCUGAGAGCCCAGGGCCUUGAGAGGAGCCACCAGCACUGAGGAAUCCAGGAAGCCCUUCCGAGGGACACCCCUCCAGAGACCCCCAGGAAGAGAUCACCACAAACACAGGCGCAGGAGCCCCUCAUGGAGCCUCCAGGCGAGCAACACUCGCAGGAAGCACCCCCAGAAGAGUCCCUGCCCAAGGAGUCGGGCCUCGAGGUGGCACCCAGCACGCACGUUCUCUAUGUGGGCCACCUGAACCCACAGUUCUCAGUGCCUGUGCUCGCCUGCCUGCUGCGCGACACCCUGGAGAGGCUGGAGCUGCCGGUGGCACGGGAGCACAUUGAGGUGGUGCGGCGGCCGCGGAAGGCCUACGCACUGGUGCAGGUAGCCACACACGGGGACACCCUGGCCUCCCUCCACUGGCGCCUGCAAACAGCCUUGGAGGAGCACCAGAUCCUCAAGGAGCUGGUGGCCCGCGGGAAGGAGCUGGUGUUGGGUGAGGGCCGUGGGCCCUCGAGCCACAGAGAGCAGGAGGAGGACAGCGGCCCAAGCCCCAGCCUCAGCCCCGGCCCCUGCCCUGACCCCAGCCCAGGCUCCCACCUCCGGCCGACCCGGCUCACCAACACCCCUCCUACCCGGGCCCUGGCCCAGCGGCAGCGGCGGCAGAGCUCCUGGGUCCCACCCAGCAGCACACGCUCCGACAGUGCCAUCAUGCACCAGAAGAUCCUGGGCCAGGAGCAGCUCUUCCAGGGCGCCUUCCUGGGCAGCGAGACGCGCAAUGUGGAGUUCAAGCGGGGGGGCGGCGAGUACCUGACCCUGGCCUUCAAGCACCACGUGCGGCGCUACGUAUGCGCCUUCCUCAACAGCGAGGGCGGCAGCCUGUUCGUGGGCGUGGAGGACAGCGGCCUGGUGCAGGGCAUCCGCUGCAGCCACCGCGACGAGGACCGCGUGCGCCUGCUGGUGGACUCCAUUCUGCAGGGCUUCAAGCCCCAGGUCUUCCCUGACGCCUACACGCUCACCUUCAUCCCUGUGGUCAGCACCUCCACCACCAGCACCCCCCUCAAGGUGAUCCGCCUAAGUGUGCACGCCAAGGCCCAGGCUGAGCCGCAGCUCUACGAGACAGACCUAGGGGAGGUGUUCCUGCGGCGUGACGGGAGCACCCAGGGCCCACUGUCCGUCUGCGCCAUCCAGGAGUGGUGCAGGCAGAAGUGGACAGCGGAGCUGAGCAAGCUGGAGGAGAAGGUGAACGUGUUGACGGUGGAGAAGGAACAGCUCCAGGAGCAGCUGCAGCAGCAAAAGCCUGUCUCCUGCACCUGCUGCGUCCUGUGAGGGCCCCAGUGGGCAGGAAAGGGCGGCGCAGGGAGGCGCCUCUCCUCAGCCUGGGCAAUGCAGGGGUUUCCUAUGUGAGCCAGAGUCCUCCCAAUAAAACCCAUCUGGGCUGCUCAGAGGUGGCUGGGAGAGCCCCACUUCCUCGAUCCUUCGACAGCCCUGCCCACACACAGGUGGGUCCCAUGUGCCUUUGAUCCUGAGCAGACCCCAGUCUGUGUAGCUAAAAAGUAGCUCUUGGCACCAUCCCCAAGGAACCUUACUUUCAGAAAAAACUUGGCCAGAGCUGUCCCAGGGCUGACUGUUCUUCUCCAAAAUGCUCACUGCGCCCAGGCUGGGGUCUGACUCCAGUGGGCUAGACGGCCAGAAAGGAAUGUGUCAUCCUAGGAAAGCGCCCCGCAGCGGCGAGGCACACUCGCUAACUGUGGUGCAGGGCAGGCCGGCCACCCUGCAGCCCCCAGCCCGUCUACUGGGACCUGUGAUGGUCAAAGCUCUUUAAUAAAUUACAUGCACCUGGGGCAAGAACGGUUAUUUCUAGGGACCCAAUGUGGCAAUGGACGCCAAACUCUGAGCUCCUCAGGGACACCCAACCACAGCGCCUGAGCCAGGUCUUCAGAGGCUGCUUGAGAAGUGCACAGAGGAGGGGCUGCUCAAGAGGUCAGAGGCGAGCCAUCUGUGAGCACCUUCCACGUGCCAGGCACAUGCUCAAGGCCAGCCCAGGCAUCCCGACCCUCAGGAACACUCCUGUCGGGAAGCGGCCGGUUUCCACAAAGGCAGGGUGAGGUCAGGCGGUAGUUGCGCUGCUCGACUGUAGGAACUUGCCCGGCUCACCUGGGUUGAAGUGAAGGGCACUGGAGGCACUUUGCUGGGUCUCCUCCCCAAGGAGAAGCCUCUGGGCACCGGACAGUCAACACCGGGCGUGGAAGGCCACCCUCCUGCACAGCCUCAGCUUCAGCCCUCGCCCCUGGUACAGUCCUGUCUGCCACAGCCCAGGUGGCAGGGCUGGUUGAGUUUUGUAAGCCCUAAAGCCAUUUGGGGUCCCAUUUCUAGCAAGGUUAUGCAAGAGGCCAGCACUCAACAACUGGUCAGCUGAGACACUGUGAAAGGCAGGGGCGGCAAUACCAGCCCCCUGCGAAGCUUUUGCAAACCACCCACACCCACCCAAGUCCUGGCUGUUGCAGAGACACUGCCGUCACCAACGGACAUGUCAGAGCCCUCAGUUCGGGGAAGGGCUUUUAUAAAAAUGACUGAAGCCUGUCUGAUGGACCACCAGGUGGGAAAAGAGGCUAGAAUGCACCCAGUCGCCACACUCAAAGUAGCAAGGCAAGUGUGAAGACCUCUGUCAGCAAAGACACUUGAUUUCGGUCCAUGAGAAAUGAAGACAAAGGCCAAGAGGAGGAACGCCGGCUCCUGGGCCUCAGCAGUGAUGGUGGCCUUGGUCUAGUGAGUGGAAGGAUAAAAGGGAGCCUCCUCCUUUUCUGGAUCUCUCUGACGGAGGGCCAGGUCAAAUGGUGAGAAACAUUUUUCUCCCCAACCCCUAAUUUCUCAAAUAUCAAUGAGUUGGACCGGCCCCGUGGUCCCGUGGUUAAGUUUGCGCGCUCCGCUUCAGCAGCCCGGGGUUUUGCCAGUUCGGAUCCUGGGCACGGACAUAGUGCCACUUGUCAGGCCAUGUCCCACAUGCCACAACUAGAAGGACCCACAACUAAAGCGUACAACUAUGUACUGGGGGGAUUUGAGGAGAAAAAGCAGGGAAAAAAAGAUUGGCAACAGUUGUUAGCUCAGGUACCAAUCUUAAAAAAAAAAAAUCAAUGAGUAAAGGCAUUGACCGCCGACAAGCAGCCGGGCCUGAGCCCCGAGCAUCUGCCUCAGGCUGUCUGCAGAGGAGCCGGCUCAUGGGGUGGUGUGCUCAGCUGCCAGCGUGUGGGUGGUGGGUGCCAGGGUCACCAACACGCCACAAGGAGCACGGGUUCAAUAUCAAUGAUUUCACUUGGGGGAAGAACCACUCAGGACAAUGCUCUGGACUCAGAAGGCUGGGGAGGGCAGGAGGACCCGAGGGGCACAGAGCAGUCCUGCCGGCUCACGCGGCUCUGCUCUGCUGCUCCUGGCCUCGUCCGGAGGCGCCCAGGUCCAGGCCCCAUAGAGGGAAGGACCUCCUCCAUACACAUCACAGGAAUGCCCCCUUGCUCAAGAGCUGGCAGUGUACUCGGCACCCUGCUUCUUUGAUCUCUCUAUGCCAAGAACCACAAUUUGAAGGGCUUGGGGGAAAUUCUGGUUCCCAUUAAAAAGAAAGCCUCCCCUGUUAGUUUUUAAACUAUCAGAUCAUCCACUUAAGGGUGCUCACCUGGAGGAGCCCUGGCGCGGACGGUUCAGGUGACCGCACACAGGCACGUCUGGCACUGUGCUCAGACAUCUUCCAUCCAGCCACAACAAACAAGCAUUGUACAGUGUGUCUGCUUUAUUUAUUUCUUAAGUUAGAGUAUACACGGAGUCCAGCCAGAAUAUAGUGGGCACACAGCCGUGCCCAUCAGUACAUCACAUUAGGAAAA